AAGCAGCCAAUCAUAAGCGGGUCUAACGGGGAGGGCAACUCAGCAUGGGGGCAAACUGCACCAUAUGAAGCAAUCAACCAGCUUUUGAAAAGGCGUUAUAGAAUAGAACUGUUUCCCCCGGAUCAGCUGGAAGCGGAGAGGCACAAGUUGUCAGGCCGACCACCACCAGGACGGAACCACAAAUCCGACAAGGAAGAAGCCCCUCCUCCCCUUAGCGACCCGCGCGGCGGCUGUCUAGCCUGCGAGCUGCAGUCGAGCCCUCUGCCUCACCGACUCCGAUCCAGUCGUCCGAUUUAGCGGUGACCUGGUUGGUGAAGCUAGAUAAGGGCAGCUGCUGCCUCUCAAAAAUUCUGUCUGGCUCCUGUCAUGGCAUCCUUUGUGAUCAGCCGUCAUCUUGCGCUGUCCCUCCACAAAAACCUACACCUCAGUGUUACAGGAUGCCGUUAUGCAAGCAAAGCGGCCCCCAAAGCCCAAGUGGACUUUGAUUAUGAUGGACCCUCCAUGAAAACCGAAGUCCCUGGGCCGCGAUCACAGGAGCUGACAAAACAACUGGGAGAAAUUCAGAAUGUUGGCGCCGUCAACUUUUUCUGCAACUACGAGGAGAGUAGGGGGAAUUACCUGGUGGACGUGGAUGGCAACCGGAUGCUGGACAUCUAUACUCAAAUCUCGUCUAUACCUAUCGGAUACAACCACCCUGCUCUCCUCAAGCUAAUGUCCAACCCCAACAAUCUAAGUACAAUUGUGAACAGACCCGCCCUCGGAAUCUUACCUCCAGAGAAUUUCCCUGACAAAAUCACAGAAAGUCUUCUUUCAGUGGCUCCCAGUGGAAUGAGUCGUGUCCAGACAAUGGCCUGUGGCUCAUGCUCCAAUGAGAAUGCUUACAAGGCCAUGUUUAUCUGGUAUAGGAAUAAAGAACGAGGCCACAACUCACCAACAGAGGAAGACAUCAAAUCCUGCAUGAUAAACCAGGGUCCGGGUUGUCCAGACUUCAGUAUUUUAUCUUUCAUGGGCGGUUUCCAUGGUAGAACUAUGGGUUGCUUGACGACGACACACUCUAAAGCAAUACAUAAACUGGAUGUGCCCGCUUUUGAUUGGCCGAUUGCCCCAUUUCCAAAACUGCAGUAUCCAUUGGAGGAGUUCGUCAGAGAGAAUGCGCAGGAGGAGGCUCGCUGUUUGGAAGAAGUGGAGGACCUGAUUGUGAAGUGGCGACAAAAGGGUAAGCCCGUUGCUGGGAUUGUUAUUGAACCUAUCCAAGCCGAGGGAGGAGAUAAUCACGCCUCAGUGGAUUUCUUCAGAAGUCUCCGCAAAAUUGCAAACAAGCAUGGCUGUGCAUUCCACGUGGAUGAAGUUCAAACUGGAGGAGGGUGUACAGGAAAGUUCUGGGCCCAUGAGCACUGGGGUAUGGACGACCCGGCGGAUAUUGUCUCCUUCAGCAAGAAGCUUCUGACGGGCGGCUACUAUCACAAGCUUGAAUUACAGGCCGAUAAGGCUUACCGCAUUUUCAACACAUGGAUGGGUGACCCUUCAAAGAAUGUGUUACUGGCCGAGGUGCUCAAUGUGAUUCGCAGAGAAAACCUCCUCGAGGAGGUGAAUCGUUCAGGAAAAGCCUUGAUGAAUGGCCUGUAUGAACUACAGGCUCAGUAUCCUGGCAUCCUGAGUCGAGCUCGAGGACAGGGAACAUUCUGUGCAGUUGAUAUCUGCGAUGAUACAACACGCAAUGACAUCCUUCUGAAGGCCCGGAACAAGGGUAUCCUCCUGGGAGGUUGUGGGGAUCGCUCCAUCCGUUUCCGCCCAUCACUGGUCUUCAAGGAGUACCACGUGCACAUUUUUCUCAACAUCUUCAAUGACGUGUUGGCUCAGCUCAAAUGAAAGGCAAAACAAGGACUUUCCUUAACACUAUCUGGAAUAGAGGGGGGUCCAUGACCAGAUAAGCACAAACCACAGAAAUGGAAAAGACCUUUGAAUGAACGAGGAUCAGUUGAGAUUACCCAAACCAUAACAAGAAUAAUGUCACCGUACAAGUGAUGUCAUUAGGAUGUAAAUUAAUACUUUCACGCACAAAUUAAUAUAUUUUUUCUUUUUUUUUAUUACAUAUAUUUAAUUUUUUUUAUUACAUCCAUAUAGAACAAGGGUCUCAAAAAUGGAGCCCAGAGGCCAACUGCAGUCGGCAGGUGAAAAUUUUGUAGCCCCCAUUUGACAUCCAAUAUCAGUAUUAGUGUUGGAUGCGUGUAUUUAGCGAUUGGCAAUUUAAAAAAAUAGAUUAACAGUUUUAAAGAAAUUGAGAUAAUUAAUUAAAGGAUCCAUUUUAUUUAAAUUGGAGGUCAGACAAUUUAUUUAGCUGUAUUUGGAGUUCUUUUCAAGGUCGGUUAUCGGGCGAUAUAAAGCCCAAAUAAUUGUAUAACUGUUAUCUUCACUGUUUGGGUGACGAGUUUUGGAUAUUGUGAUUUUGCACCAUCUAGUGGCCAGUGUUACAAAAGGAAAAAGCAGAAGAAUAACAUCAGAAUUUACCAUCUAAGAUAUAGAUUUGUAUAAUGAGCCUUUCAUAAUCAAUGUGCGUUUAAAAAAACAUAUAUCGGCUUUGGACAUCCCUCUCCUUGUAACCAUCAAUAGGCCUUUCUCCAAACAUGCGUCUUUCACCAGCUUUUACCAACAAACUGAUGCGUCGUCUGUUUUAACGUGCAUCUGUUACACAGUAUUCUUAUCAAUGAAUGUGUAGUGGAAUCUGAUAUCAUUUCACAUGGAAAUUGAGUAAAGCAUGUUAUUUUUGCCAUAAAUAUCAAUACUAGGGUGAUCUGUCCGUGUCCCUGACAUUUUAGCAAACAGUGCAUUCAUUUUUUUGACACAAAUUGUGAAGUUGUGUUAUUCCUCUUGUGUAAAAUUACAUCCUCGUUCAGGCAAGGACAGCGCAAAACAAGGUCUUUUGUGACCAACCAACUUAAAAGUGCAAGACUGUUACUAAUAAAUUAAUUAAAUGUAAAUUAUGACUUAUUGGUCAGAGCAAGGUACUGUAUGCAUUUCCUUUUAGUUCAUUUAUGGUGAUCCUUUGUCCCAUCAUCACCUAUCACUAAAAUGACCACAAAUGCUUAUUUGAGAAGGCCGACAGACAUCUUUGGUCUAGGAUUCAGUGUUAGUGAUGAGUACAAUGCCAGUCUGCAUGUAAGUGUCCCAUUUAAAAUGUCCUCGUAAUGGUUCUGCCUGUUGUCUUGCUAUGACUAUAGGAAUGACUCCGCUUGAAACGUAGCUUGCACAAACGCCAACCUUAAAUUGACCAUAAAAAUGUCUGCGUAGUGCCUGCAUGAUACUCGGCAUUUUUUAUUUUAAAGUUACUUUUUCUACUCAUGCAAAUAUUGCUACCCUUCUAUAAACUUCCUUUUGACAUAUUUUUACCAAUAAUAGACCAGACUGAAUUUGUGUUUACUUUGAAAACAAACAUGUUGAAGUAAUAAAGUAUUUUAAAAAAAGAAAAGAACAAGAUACCAUAAAUGUAGCUCACUAGCUACAGUUAAUAUGGAAUCCCAUAACAAUGUGAUAAUUUUUGAACAUGAACCUUGACAGAUAGUGAUGUUUGCUCGUUGUAAUCAUGGGCUCUUGCUAUGCUUGAAGAUUUUACCGGUGUAAAUUCAAAACAAAUAACUCAAGUUAUUCUUACUUGUGAUUUUUACAAAGAUGUAGCACAUGUCUAACAGCUUUAUAACACAUACAUAAAUGUUUUUGUCAUUUCGGAAGAUGCAGGAGGAAAUACGUUUCAAGGAUUAGUUGCCAUUGAUGACGAAAGACAACCAUUUCAUUUCCCUUAGUUCAAAUGGAGUGGACGUGUUAUCGUCAAUGGCAGUGAACGAGUUAAAACAGGGGAGUCCAAACUUUCUCUGAGGGCCAACUUGAAAUCUUUCCACUUGCAUAUGUUAAAUAGAGGAUCAGAAUCGAGCAAAAAAAAAAAAAAAGUUGUUAUUUGGUUGGAAUUUCAGUAUUAACUCGUUGGCUUUAUGGAGAGGCACUGUUUAAGUGACUAGC
Molecule: messenger RNA, 4011 nt
Organism: Corythoichthys intestinalis (scribbled pipefish)
Lineage: Eukaryota; Metazoa; Chordata; Actinopteri; Syngnathiformes; Syngnathidae
Gene: abat
Product: 4-aminobutyrate aminotransferase
Exons: 16
Coding region: 367-1869 (500 amino acids)
Biological process (GO): GABA catabolic process
Cellular component (GO): mitochondrion
Molecular function (GO): pyridoxal phosphate binding
Source: RefSeq, a predicted model, not a curated record